Messenger RNA from Cloeon dipterum, 798 nucleotides. It is a transcript of the gene anox, whose product is annotated as anorexia. Bases 1 to 714 code for a protein of 237 amino acids. The record is from RefSeq and is a predicted model, not a curated record. Gene Ontology annotation, molecular function: protein binding; fatty-acyl-CoA binding. The transcript has a single exon. Lineage: Eukaryota; Metazoa; Arthropoda; Insecta; Ephemeroptera; Baetidae.
AUGGCUAGUAAUGUAGAUUUAGAAUUAGAAGCAAGGUUCAAGUUGGCCUCCACGUACGUGCAGUCGGUGGCCGGCAACCUGGACUCGAAAGUGCUGCUGCAGCUGUACGGCCUGUACAAACAGGCCACUGUUGGCAGAUGUGACACCGCUCAGCCGUCGUGGUUCAACGUGACGGCCAAGCAGAAGUGGGAGGCGUGGAAGGCGCUCGGCGACCUGUCCACCGGGGAGGCCAUGUUGAGGUACAUCGACGUGGUGACGCGGGUCGGGCCCGAGUGGGAGGACGAGGCGAGGGACAUGCCCACCGGCUGGGUGUCUGUGUCUUGUCCACUCGCCGAGCCGGAGGAGCAGAUUGAGGAUGUGGACAAGAGCCUGCUGGACUGGGCCAAGGAGGGCCGUGUGGACCGGGUGCGCCAGCUGGCGGAGGGCGGCGCUGACGUGAACCAGUGGGACGAGAUGGGCAUGACGUCGCUGCACUGGGCCGCCGACCGCGGCAACGCGGACGUCGUUCGAUGUCUGCUGCAGCUCGGCGUCGACGUUGACUUCAAGGACGCGGACGGCCAGACGGCGCUGCACUACGCGGCCUCCUGCGGACACGAGAGUGUCAUCCGACUGCUGCUCGAGGGCGGCGCGGACCCCGACGCCAAGGACAGCGAGGGAGAAAAGCCUGUGGAUGUUGCGUGUAGUCCGGACAUAGCCGAGUUACUAACCGCGUAAAUAAUGCACGUUACUGUAGGUUGUUGACAGUGAGUUUGUUGUAAUUAGCCUGCGAAUAAAGUUAUUGAGGUUAAUUCCUUCAAA